AAGCCUUACUAGACGAAAUAACCAUAAAAUCAAAGUAAGAUCAAAUACUCUCUCUUCUCUAGCUUUCUUUUUCAGGUGCUGGAUUCUUCCUUCAGAGAACCAACAAUAAAAGGAAUGAAUAACAGAAAUAAAGAUGUAACAACGCCACCAUACCGGACAACAUACCCAAAUGGAAGGAAGAAUGGACCAGGACUCAUACUCACCAACAAAGCCCCAAGAUAGAAGAUAAAGAGAUGGCUGUAAAAGAAGCACAGUUGAACAAUACUUACCUAGCCCAGUUUUGUAAAUGGAUGGGUCGAUCAUUUGAUUUUAAACUUUUAUACAGAGCUUCAACAGAUGGAAUGGGUCCUACGAUAUUUCAUCAAAAAUGUGACAACAAGGGACCGACCGUUAUCAUUAGUUACAAUACAGAUGGUUGUGUAUUUGGUGGAUAUACGUCAGUUGAUUGGAAAUCAUGCACCUGUGGUAACACGUCAAGUCGAUUUGACCAAAAGGCUUUUUUAUUUCGUUUGGAAUAUAUGAAUAAAUUCUCUCCAAAAAGAUUUAUUAUAAAACGUCCGGAAUUGGCCAUAAGUCAGGGAGCGAAUUAUGGUCCAAUUUUUGGACAGGUAAAUGUUCAAGAUAUGAUGAUUUUACCGCAUGUAACAGUAUUCCCAACUGCCAACGGAAAUUUCCCUACUGGCCUGACCCCACAGAAUUUUACUUUUGGUAGAGUAUACGAUAAUGGAGGUGUAACAAUGCAGGAAGUUACCAAUGACAACUAUACAUUCAAGGACGUGGAAAUUUACCAAGUUAUGGAUCCAGUACGUCUAGACAAACCCUGGCGAGAUGAUAAAAAAGAAAAGAAGGCUACACUGAAGAAGAUGGUGGAGGAUUAUUGUCCAGUAGAAGACACUGGUGUGAAGCAAUCUCGAAUCCUAUUGGUUGGAUCAGUUGGAGCUGGAAAAUCAAGCUAUUUUAAUACCAUUAAUUCCAUAUUUAGAGGUCACGUGACUUGUCAGGCUAGUACCGGAAGUUCUGAACACAGUUUGACAACUAUAUAUCGCUGCCAUCAACUUCGUAACGACUCAUCGUAUUUGAAGUUUCGUCUCUGUGACACUCGAGGACUGGAAGACACUCAAGGAAUAGAUCCGGGUGAUUUGACCGCCAUGUUGGAUGGUCACGUUCCUGAUCGUUAUACGUUUAAUCCGUUUUCUCCUAUCACACCAGAUAGUCCAGGAUAUAUAAAAACACCAACAGUAAAAGAUAAAAUUCACUGCGUAGCUUUUGUUAUUGACAGUACUUCGGUUGAAGUUAUGAAUGAAUCAGUUCUCUCUAAAUUUAAACUAAUACAAAAACUAGCCAAUCAAAGAGGUAUUCCACAAGUUAUUGUGUUGACUAAAGUUGAUCAAAUCGAAUUAGAUGUAGAAGAAGAUCUGACCCAACUACUUUACUCAUCUCGAGUCGCUUAUGUCGUGGAUCAAGUUGCCCAGUUGAUUGGUUUACCUAGAGGUCAUGUUUUACCUGUUAAAAAUUACGAGAAAGAAACAGAAUUAAAUGAAACAGUUGAUAGAUUUGCCUUGUUGUCAUUACAACAAAUGUUAAGAUUUGCUGAUGAUUAUAUGUAUGAAUUACUCGAUGCUUAAAACUUUUACAAAUGUUUACAUUUAUUCUGUACUAUUGAUGAGCGCUCCUAACAGCCUUUCUAAUUUUGUGCUAAUUAUGUUUGUAAUAUUGUCAAUGUAAUACAGUAGACUCCGUAUAUAACGGACGCGCAUACAACGGACAAUCGCUUAUGGACACAACAGUUUGGUCCCGAUUUUUGAAAUAGAAAUUUCUUAUUAUCAAAGUCUUUUAUAGCGGACACUGUAUAACGGACAAUCGUUUAUUAAGGACGAUUUUCAUCGGUCCCUAAUCGACAAAUCAAUGGAAAAGUCCAUUUUGUCCAUUUUUAUAACGGACUCUCGAAUAAGCAGAACAAAAUGAUGAUAUUAUUGAUUUUAUUAUCGGUGACCAGAAUACUUUUCCCAGAAAAUAUCCAUACUUAUUUUAUACCCUUCUUUGUGUUUCUGGCGGAUUCAAGCAGACCUGCAUUACAGACUUUUUCAAAUAAGCUCGUUUAGUUUGAACAUCCAUGAUAUGUGAAUACAUUAUGUAAAUACAUGUAUGUUCUGUAGAUUCUGCAUAUGAUAAAUGUUGUUAUUUCAUGGGAUGGUGUUACAUUCUGGUGGCUAAUUCAGGGUCGAUAGCAGAUUUUUUUGUAUAACGGACACCGUUUAUAACUGACGAUAUCUUCCGGUCCCGAGGUGUCCGUUAUAUGCGAAGUCUACUGUAUUUACCAAUGUACGUGGGCGGCGCUAAUAACUUUUUCUGAUAUAUUCCAUUCUUUAUUGUCUUGGUGAUUAAAGGGACAAUAACACUCUUGCUGGCUUGAAAGUUCCAGAAAAUAAAUAAUAUCUCUAUCUAAGUACAAGAUGAUUAAGUGUCCUACCUGUUGUGUAAAUUAUCCAUUACAUCCUCUUUUACUUGUCCAGAGGGUUCGAAAAUAUUUUUAAAUCGAAGUUUCAUUUGAAAAGGUUUACGUUAGACGUUUCAAACCAUUAUGUUGAAUUUUUCAAAAUUUUUAAAUAAGGUGUGUUAAGAUGAAAUUUGUAUCAUCAAUUAAUUGAAAUAUUCUAAAAUAGUACAAUUUGUUGACCUGAAUAAAGAUUGGGACAUAUUAUUCAGUUACAACAAGAGUGGUAUUGAGCCUUUAACGUUACUAAUAUGGUCAAAUUAGUAUUUGCUAUUGGUACGGGGUGCUAACAAUAUUAUUAAUUUCAAUUACAAUAUUCAAAUUAAAAUGAUAAAAUAAAUAAAUAAUAAAAGAAAAAAGAUCGUUAUAGUUAAAUUAAAAUAUAAAUAAAUAGUUAAAU
Molecule: messenger RNA, 2894 nt
Organism: Patella vulgata (common limpet)
Lineage: Eukaryota; Metazoa; Mollusca; Gastropoda; Patellidae
Product: interferon-induced protein 44
Exons: 7
Coding region: 234-1625 (463 amino acids)
Source: RefSeq, a predicted model, not a curated record